GUGUGCCCCGACAUCGCCAUGGACGUUGACGAUACUAGCACAGUCGCCUACUGGUUCGCGUUCUUUGGUGGAGGCGAGUUUCCAUGGACCGAGCUCGAAGUCUCAGAAAUCGAAUCUCGCAGAGCGCGCAUGGCAGACCUGCUGCUAUUCGACGUCCUGCUCAUCCGGGGUGGAAUCCGUCAGCCAGACAUGUAUUAUCCCCCUGUAGACAUAUCUUCCCUGCGUCGCUUACUUCGUGCCAUCGACACAUCCACCUAUGAUAUCUUGAAGAAGGACUGUCUCGUUUAUAUUCUAUUGAAGUGGUACCAAGACAAUCGCGUGGCGCGUUUUCAGGAUGAAAAAUGCAUACCACCACAGUUUGCGGCUCUUGCAGAUGCAUACUGGCAUCUCGACACGGGCCAUCAUGUUGCAAAAGCCGUGUCCAUACUUGCCGACGCCCGCCUCAACAGGGAUUAUGUCUCUAAAAUCUUACAGGCACUGGCUCUUGACGAUCAUCCUUCGCCACUGGUCGUGAAGUAUGUUCGUACUGCAAAACCACUCCUGACAGAACCACAAGACAUCGAUUUAUACACGCUUUCGCUUGCAGAUUUGAGCUUUUUAGAUGCUUGGCAAUAUCAACGCACUUUUCCCGAGUCCUCGCCAACUAGGACGCGGCUUCUCCAUAAACUGCUUGAGUGGUGUCUUUCUCCUACUCCACGAACCAGCCCGCUCGUACAACUCAUUGGUUUCCCGCUAAGUUCCUUCGAACAAUCCCAGCUUACGUCCUACGCUCUAAACCCUCCGCCGUCACUCCCUCCUCACUCUGUGGCUGUACUUCAAGAACUCGUCUGCGUCCGACUAAUCCAAUCCGCUGAUUACGUCGAAGCAAUCAAACUCGAGCGCCAGUUCGCUGCCGUGUCCGGGUCCUCCAGCAAGGAGCGCAAACAGCUCAUGGAUGAGAUCAUAUCUGCUCUCUCUCCCGCUGAAUGCUGGUCACUUGAAGCUGAAGUAGGCCAGAUUGCAACUGGCGUGCGCGCACCCCUUGCGUCCAGCUCUGCGAUUGCCCAACGGGAACGAAGGGUUUCUGGGAGACCCCGAGUACCUCUUGGGGAGCUGAGCAUGUCCUGGGAGGAAAUACCAAUCAAUUGCCCUUCCCCAUCCCUCCCUGCCUCGAUCGCCAGUGAUCGCAAGACUGUAGGUACACCCACUACGGCGGCCGUCAGCCCUGGUCGCUUCGAUUUUGGAACUAGCAAGUCCCAAAUCCACAUGAAUGUGUCUUCUCUAUCAGCUAGUCAGAGUUCUUUGAUGUCGGUGCCACACCUCGGCAAGUCACCUCAGCAGGCCGUACAGCCGUUCGCAGUACUGCCGCUCCGCCAAUCGGCAUCCGCUAUUACUCAUGUUCGCCCUUCAAGCAAUGCGCUUCCCGCUGCUCGUGAUACCGGUUCACCGGCUCGUGCCAUGCCCCCGCAGGUAUCGCUGUUCGAGAAGAUGGGCAGUGCGAAGCAUACUCCGAAUGCAUUCUAUAAGCCACCUCCCAAAACCAGGUUGUCUGCCGGAACUUUGCCACCCAUUCCAGCACCACCGUCGAAACCCGUAAAAACGGAUGCGACCACAGCCAAGCCAACAAAAGGAGACGUUAGCAUGAACUCUCAAAGCGCGCCAAGUGAAGACGAGAGCGAAGCUGAAAAAGGUAGUGAUACCUCUGCCGAGUUCAAAACCCAUGGAAAAGAAGCCGACAUAACCGUCCUCUCCGCUGAUACCGAGGAUAUCCCGAACCUCAGCUUUUCCGUGUUUGGGAGUUCUACGACUCAGAGGCCAAACAAAACAGGCUUGUCACACGACCAGGAUGGUCACCCUUCUACGGAUCAAUUUGUUCAGGAGGACAUGCGACGCGUUCCUCCUGGUGCGUUCCACGAUGUGGAAGACGAGAGCGACAGAGAACCCCCAUCUCCGCAGCAUAAUGCUCGUACUCGGUCUCACCUUGCCGUCGCUCGAUCUUCAUCGCGGAGUCCGCCACGCCAACCCACUCGUGGGAGGCGUACACCCAAAAAUGGAACACUGUCGCAGAGUAUUCCAGGGUCUCUAAUUGAUGAGGAUGAAGAGCAUGAGGUAAAUGUCAAAGAAGAAGAAGACGAUGUAACCCCUCUGCCAUCUUCCCGUCCGGCUCGCAAGUCCCGUACCUCCAAACCAAAUUCGUCCAAAUUGGCACCCCAGCCCAAGACUCCUACUAGGCGGUCGUCGAGGCUUUCGACGGCGUCUCUGUCCCCUGAAGGCCCUGACUUGUCGCCGCCGGGGCUGACCAGAAGUAGUCGACGCAAGAGCACGAGGACCACUGGUGCAGCACCGACUGUUGCGACGAGAAGCAGCACGAGACGGAAACGAUGAAUAACUAUGACUGACUUGUAUGGUGGUAAACAGGAUUUGCAAGAUUCUGAAUAAGAAUUCACUGAGGUGCACGGAAUAUCCGAGCUUGACAACAGGGAUGACAAUUCACAAGUGUUGUCCACUGAACCACGGUUGUGUAAUAUCUCACGUCACUGUCCAAGCCGAAGUGUUGUCCCGGGCCAGCCCAUAUGUGAAAACUUGCAAGAUGCAACAUCGUGGUAUGGCCCCAACGUGACAAAACCGUUGGGAAGUGAUGUUACAUCCGUGGUGGACAGAUUGGGGUGAAAGCAACCAUCGAAGUUCGGUACCUCUCGUAAAAGUGGUACCUUGCUGGGGUGAUUUCACUCCGGCUCCCCCGUUUUUCCAUCAGACUUAAUUAUGGUGCGUAAGAGAUAAGUUUGGAUCCGACAACGCCUGCCGUCAUUGCGGGUGAGCAUGCCUGUAGAUUAGAUGUUUCGGA
This is a messenger RNA of Pisolithus orientalis, 2824 nucleotides long. RefSeq names its product nuclear pore complex assembly-domain-containing protein. The transcript is spliced from 4 exons. The record is from RefSeq and is a predicted model, not a curated record. The coding region runs from base 19 to 2364 and encodes 781 amino acids. Lineage: Eukaryota; Fungi; Basidiomycota; Agaricomycetes; Boletales; Pisolithaceae.